This is a messenger RNA of Debaryomyces fabryi, 1968 nucleotides long. It is a transcript of the gene KIP4, whose product is annotated as Kip4p. NCBI's taxonomy places the organism in Eukaryota, Fungi, Ascomycota, Pichiomycetes, Serinales, Debaryomycetaceae. The record is from RefSeq and is a predicted model, not a curated record. Bases 1 to 1968 code for a protein of 655 amino acids. The transcript has a single exon. Gene Ontology annotation, biological process: microtubule-based movement; mitotic spindle organization. Gene Ontology annotation, molecular function: microtubule motor activity; ATP binding; microtubule binding.
AUGUCCAAUUCUUCGAGCCCAUGUGGGCCUCAUGAUACAACAAUCAAUAGAUCAAAACCAGACCAAAGUUCUCCCUGUGAUAGAGAUGAUUUGGGAAAUUCGAAUAUUAAGGUCAUUUGUCGGUUUAGACCUUCCAAUGAAUUUGAGAAAUCCAAGGGCAAAACAAUCGCAGAUCCUGUUAAUGAUGCAACUGUAUUGAUAGGGAGUAGAGAGAAUAGAACAACCUAUACUUUUGAUAGGGUGUUUGAUGUCGAUUCCACACAACAAGAAAUAUACCAAUAUUCUAUAAGCCAGGCAGUUGAAGAUUUUUUAAAUGGUUAUAAUGGAACUAUUUUAGCAUAUGGUCAGACUGGAUCUGGCAAAUCAUACACUAUGAUGGGGCCUUCAAUCAGUGAUAAGGAACAACAAGGGAUCAUACCUCGAAUAUGCAACGAAAUUUUUGAUAAGAUAAAUAAUAGUUCCUCGGAUAUAGAAUAUACAGUGGGAGUGUCAUAUAUGGAGAUAUACAUGGAACAGAUCAGAGACUUGCUAGAUCCAAGAUCAGAUACAAAUAGUAAGUUCAUUAUACAGGAGGAUAAAGUGCAUGGCAUUCAUGUUAAGGGAUUGUCACAAGCAUUUGUAUCCUCAUCAAAUGAAUUAUAUAGUGUUUUGAGUCAAGGAUCGAAGGAAAGAUCUCACUCAAUAACAAAUAUGAAUAUCGAGUCUUCUAGAUCGCAUGCUAUUUUACAAAUCAACUUGUCCCAAAAGCAAUUAUUUGAUGAUACAAUCAAAAGGAGUCAUUUAUUCUUAGUAGAUUUAGCAGGAUCAGAAAAAGUUGAUAAAACAGGUGCAAUGGGUCAGACUUUAGAAGAAGCUAAAAAGAUUAAUAGUUCACUUUCUGCUCUAGGUAAUGUAAUAAACUCCUUAACAGAUGGUAAAUCAUCUCAUAUUCCAUAUAGAGAUUCAAAAUUAACAAGGAUUUUGCAGGAGUCUUUAGGAGGUAAUUCAAGAACAUCUUUAAUAAUAAACUGUUCACCUUCAUCAAUAAAUGAGCUCGAGACAUUAUCAACUUUGAGAUUUGGUUCUCGGGCAAAAAAGAUUAAAAAUAAUGCUCAUAUCAAUACAGAAUUAAGUCCAAUAUCUUUACAAUUAAAAAUUCAGUCGCUCGAGGAGACAAAUAAACAGAAUCAGGCAUAUAUUCAAAAAUUAGAAAGUGAAUUAUCACAAAGAAAGGGCAUCACACCUCACACACCCUGUAAAUCCUACGCUACUCAUUUGGGAGAAGACAAAUCACCUACAGAUUAUCCUUCUAAAAUACCAAUUGCAACACUGAAUUCUCCAAACAGGUCAAAUAAAUCCCAUCAGCUUAUUGAUGAAUUAAAAUUAAGGGAUGCUAAGAUAGCAGAGUUGGAAAAUACUGUGCUAAGUAUGAAGAUGCAAAAUUUAAAAGUAUCUCAUCAAGAAGAAUUAAAAUUAUUCAAGUUAGAAGAUACAUUGCAUAAGCUCAAUGAUAAGUUAAAUGAUGUUGAAAUAAUAAAUGUUAAUUUAAGAAAGCAUCUCUUAAUAAGCGAGAAAAUUAUUGAAUCAAGAGAUGUAAAAAUUGAGAAGUUGAAAUCUUCUUUAAUGGAGCAACAAUCUCAAGUCCUGAGAGAUGGCAUGAACUUUGAGCAAAAGCUUAGCUCAAUUAAAGAGAGAUUGGAUGCCUACGCAAAACAGAAAUCUAAUGAACAAACAGAAACUUCAGUUGCUUCCGUUAACAAUGAUGAUAGCCAUAGUACAUACAAGAACUAUAACACAAUAAGAAAUAACGAUGACCACGGAAAAUAUGCUAUUUUACAGACAGGAAGUACAAGCGGUAAACCAUCUGCUGUCUCAGUUCUGGAUGAUCCACCAACUUCACCAGUAUCACCAAAGAUAGGUUUGAACUUGAAUAUUGUCAAGCCCCUAAGAGGUGGAAGAAGCUAUUUCGACGAACAAGGCUACUUUUAA